AUGUCAUUAAAUAUUUGUUUUUUAAAGGCAAUACACCUACGCAAAUCAAAGACAACUGAAUUUAAACGUGGCCGUAUCAGUUUACAAGACGAUGGACCUUCGGGACAUCCAAAAACUACAACCAUUGACGAUAACAUCACUCAAGUUUACCAAAUGGUGCUAAACUAUUGUCGAAUUAAAAUCAGAGACAUAGCAAAGACUAUGAAUAUGUCCAAAGAAUGUAUUUGUUACAUAUUGAAUCAAGAUUUAAGCAUAAGAAAGCUGUUCGCUGCGUUGGAUGCUGUGUUUGCUUACUUUAGGCGUAAUAAAUCAGAGUUUUUACGCCGAUUAAUUACUGUAGAUGAUACUUGGAUACACCAUUAUAACCGAGAAAUAGAAAUACUAUCAAAACAAUGGACUGCGAAGGGAGACUCGGCUCUAAAAGAAGCAAAAACUGUUUUUUCGGCUGAGAAAAUGAUGGCGACUGUUUUUUGGGAUAUUCAUGGAGUUAUCUUAAUCGAUUUGUUUCAAAAAGCAUUUGCCAUAGCAAAAAAUCCACGAAUUACAGUUUGA
Molecule: messenger RNA, 552 nt
Organism: Vespa mandarinia (Asian giant hornet)
Lineage: Eukaryota; Metazoa; Arthropoda; Insecta; Hymenoptera; Vespidae
Product: histone-lysine N-methyltransferase SETMAR-like
Molecular function (GO): nucleic acid binding
Source: RefSeq, a predicted model, not a curated record